GCUGCUGCCUCUGCCUCGAGGACCCCAGCUCCUCUGCCCCCUGGCCAUGAUGCCUGCUGCCACAGCCUUGCUCCGGGGGACCCUCCUCACUGCCUGGGCCCUGCUGCCUUUUGCCCAGGGCCAGACCCCCAACUACACCAGACCCGUGUUCCUGUGUGGAGGGGAUGUGACUGGGGAGUCAGGUUACGUGGCAAGUGAAGGUUUCCCCAACCUUUACCCCCCCAAUAAGGAGUGCAUCUGGACAAUAACGGUCCCUGAGAGCCAGACUGUGUCCCUCUCCUUCCGAGUCUUCGACCUGGAGUUGCACCCCGCCUGUCGUUACGAUGCUCUUGAGGUCUUUGCCGGUUCUGGAACCUCGGGCCAGCGGCUCGGACGCUUCUGCGGGACCUUCCGGCCGGCACCCUUAGUCGCCCCCGGGAACCAGGUGACCCUGCGGAUGACAGCGGACGAGGGCACGGGAGGACGAGGCUUCCUGCUCUGGUACAGCGGGCGGGCCACCUCAGGCACUGAGCACCAAUUUUGCGGGGGGCGGCUGGAGAAGGCCCAGGGAACCCUGACCACGCCCAACUGGCCCGAGUCCGAUUAUCCCCCGGGCAUCAGCUGUUCCUGGCACAUCAUCGCGCCCCUGGACCAGGUGAUCUCGCUGACCUUCGGGAAGUUUGACCUGGAGCCUGACACCUACUGCCGCUACGAUUCGGUCAGCGUGUUUAAUGGAGCCGUGAACGACGACUCCAAGAGGCUGGGGAAGUUCUGCGGUGACACAGCCCCAGGUCCCAUCUCCUCCGAAGGGAGCGAGCUUCUUGUGCAGUUCGUCUCGGACCUCAGUGUCACGGCGGAUGGCUUCUCGGCCUCCUACAAGAUGCUGCCGCGGGGCGGCUCCGAAGCCGGUCCUCCGCUCCUGAUCCCGGCUCCCAAGCCCGGAACCGGGCCCCAAGACAAGCCCGGAAUCCUGCCUGCGGAGAAACCGAAGGCCUCGCCUGAGGCCAAAGCAAUUCCAGGGGACCGGGAUGCAGCCAGUGUCCCCUGCCCAAAGCAGUGCCGGCGUACAGUCACCCUGCAGAGCAGCUUCUGUGCCAGCAGCCUGGUGGUGACCGCAACAGUGAAGUCCAUGGUUCGGGGCCCAGAGGAAGGCCUCACUGUCACUGUCAGUCUCAUUGGUGCUUACAAAACCGGAGGCCUGGACCUGCCCUCUCCACCCACUGACACCUCUCUGAAGUUCUACUUGCCAUGCAAGCAGUGUCCCCUCAUGAAGAAAGGAACCAGUUAUCUUCUGAUGGGCCAGGUAGAAGAAAACAGAGGUCCUGUCCUUCCUCCAGAGAGCUUUGUGGUUCCCUACCGGCCCAACCAGGACCAGAUCCUCACCAACCUCAGCAAGAGAAGGUGCCCCAAAUAGCCUGUUGGGGCUGCUGGGUCCCAGGCCUGAGACUCAAGCCAGCCUCCCAUCCCUUGCCCUAGGGACCCAAUUCUUAUCCAAAUAAAUGUUUGACUGACAAGG
This is a messenger RNA of Manis javanica (Malayan pangolin), 1495 nucleotides long. RefSeq names its product procollagen C-endopeptidase enhancer (gene PCOLCE). Gene Ontology annotation, biological process: proteolysis. The record is from RefSeq and is a predicted model, not a curated record. Lineage: Eukaryota; Metazoa; Chordata; Mammalia; Pholidota; Manidae. Gene Ontology annotation, molecular function: protein binding; peptidase activator activity; collagen binding.